Messenger RNA from Bombus impatiens (common eastern bumble bee), 1123 nucleotides. Its product is annotated as E3 ubiquitin-protein ligase XIAP-like. The transcript has 2 exons. Gene Ontology annotation, biological process: negative regulation of apoptotic process; regulation of cell cycle; positive regulation of protein ubiquitination. Bases 1 to 1098 code for a protein of 365 amino acids. Gene Ontology annotation, cellular component: nucleus; cytoplasm. Lineage: Eukaryota; Metazoa; Arthropoda; Insecta; Hymenoptera; Apidae. Gene Ontology annotation, molecular function: cysteine-type endopeptidase inhibitor activity involved in apoptotic process; ubiquitin protein ligase activity. The record is from RefSeq and is a predicted model, not a curated record.
AUGCCCACUCUGUACAGUGGAUGCCUUGUAGUGCAUCGAAGGAGUCCAUUGCUGCCGGGUACUGUGGGUAGGGAUAAGAUUUGUAGCAAACAGGUAGUAGCUUCCCGGUUCGAAAGUGCAUUACAUUGCCAUAUAGAUAAAAUGUUUCCUACGAAUUACUUCGAAUACUUUAUGGGACAUGGGGCAGACACGUCUGCAAACGAAGAUGCUAAUUCGACUUUGCCGGUUGAUUCAAUAUCGGCGGAUGAGUUUGCCGUACCAUCGGGAUCUUCAGCAAGUGUGAUUGAUUCAACAUCACCGAUACAGUCGACGGUGUCAGUGUCGCCGGUCCCAUCCACCUCACAUGGCAUCGAAGAAAAUGACGAUGAUUAUCGCUUUGAAGCAAGCAGACGUUGGAGUUUUCGAAGUUGGCCUAAAUCUUCCGUUGACCCUGUCAGUCUUGCAGCUGCAGGAUUCUAUUAUACGGGUGAAAUAGAUAGAGUGAGAUGCUUUGAAUGUCAAUUGACGGCACAUGGCUGGACAGACGAGCAUAUUCCAAUGCAGGUUCAUGAGAUAUGUUCUCCAGAGUGCAGAUUUAUCCGCAACGAACAAUGUGAUAAUGUACCAGUUGGAGUAGAUCCUGAUGAAGUUCUACUGACAAAACGAAGAAAUAGAAAUAUAACUUGUCGUUAUGGUUUACAAUAUCUUGAGUCAUUUGAUUUUAAUAAGCAUCAAUUUUUGCGACAAUUAAGGUACCCAACGCCAUACGAACUUAGCCGUUUGGGACUACAAGAUGUUAAGAAUCCAGAAAAUUUGGAUUAUGCUACUUACGAAUCCAGACUAAAUUCGUUCGAAUCAUGGCCUACAUAUAUGAAACAGACAAGAGAAGAUUUAGCCGAUGCAGGAUUCUACUACGCCGGAGUAGAUGAUUUCACUACCUGUUACCAUUGUGGGAUUGAUAUAGGAAAUUGGAGAGUAGAAGAAGUUCCAUGGGAAGAGCAUGCAAUUUUGUCUCCCAGCUGUUGUUAUUUAUUAGCAGUACGGGGCUGGGAAUAUGUUAAUAAAGUAAUAGGCCAUAAGAUAUAUGAAACUCCUGCAGAAGUAAGUACAAAAACUUAAAUCCUGAACAAUAUAUAUAAUUAAC